Vicia villosa (hairy vetch) is the source of this 2204-nucleotide messenger RNA. RefSeq lists its product as uncharacterized. The record is from RefSeq and is a predicted model, not a curated record. Bases 118 to 2163 code for a protein of 681 amino acids. Lineage: Eukaryota; Viridiplantae; Streptophyta; Magnoliopsida; Fabales; Fabaceae. The transcript is spliced from 3 exons.
CCUCACAACCCUAAAUUGAAGAUAGAUGUCUACUUGCAACCAUUGAUUGAUGAUCUAUGUCAAUUAUGGUCCAAUGGAGUUUUGACAUAUGAUAUAUCCACAAAACAAAACUUCAUCAUGAAAGCCUGUUUGAUGUGGACAAUUAAUGAUUUUCCGGCCUAUGGUAUGUUAUCUGGGUGGGGAACACAAGGUAAGCUGGCAUGCCCUCAUUGUAUGGAACACACAGAUGCUUUUACCUUGAAAAAAGGCCAUAAGAAUUCUUGGUUUGACUGUCAUCGUCGUUUCUUGCCAACUAAUCACUCUUUCAGAAGGAGUAAAAGAAGUUUCAUAAAAAAUAGGGUUGUGAAAGAUGACCCACCUCCUAUUUCCACAGGGCAAGAUAUAUGGGCGGUAAUAAGUAGUUUUCCAAAAGUGACUGAAAUUGGAUGGGAAGCAAAAUGGAAAGAGUUCGAAGGGUAUGGAGUUGAUCAUAAUUGGAAAAAGCGAAGUAUUUUUUGGGAUCUCCCAUAUUGGAAGGAUAACUUGUUAAGGCACAACCUUGAUGUGAUGCACAUAGAAAAAAAUGUAUUCGAUAAUAUAUUUAACACUGUCAUGAAUGUUAAGGACAAAACAAAGGAUAACGAAAAGGCAAGGGAAGAUUUGGCUGAAUUAUGCUUUCGUGGGGACUUGGAGCUCCAACCCUUAGCUAAUGGAAAGAGGGGUAAACCAAAGGCAAGCUACACUCUGACCAAACCUGAAGUUAAGUUGGUUUGUAAAUGGUUGAAGGAAUUGAGAACUCCAGAUGGUUAUGCUUCAAACCUCUCUAGGUGUGCCAAUGUCGAAAAGGGUACGGUGCAUGGGAUGAAGAGCCAUGAUUGUCAUGUUUUCAUGGAGUGCUUACUCCCAAUUGCAUUUCGCUCGUUGCCGGAUUCGGUUUGGAAACCAUUAACCGAGCUAAGUCGAUUCUUCAAAGAUCUUUGUUGCAAUACGUUAAGGAUGGAUGACUUAGUUAAAUUGGAUGAGAAUAUUUCAGUUAUCAUAUGCAAGUUAGAAAGGAUUUUUCCACCGGGGUUCUUUGACUCAAUGGAGCAUCUUCCGAUCCAUCUUGCUAAAGAAGCGAUGCUAGGUGGUCCAGUACAAUACCGGUGGAUGUAUCCAUUCGAAAGAUUUAUGGGAGUCUCAAAGAGGGCAGUGACAAAUAAGGCUAGAGUUGAAGGUUCCAUAUGCACCGACUAUAUACAUCGUGAGACAAAUUACUUUUGUUCUCAUUAUUUCAACUCAUUUGGUUUGUUGCCAACUACAAAUAUUAGUAACAAUCCUCGUUCAGACCAUGAUGACAUCCUACCUACAAUGUCCCUCCUAAACAGUGGUGGUCGACCAAGUGGGAAGUCUGGAAAACAUUAUCUAUCAGAUAAGGAAUGGAAGUCUUCACAUGUACAUGUCUUGAUAAAUUGUGAUGAGGUCAAACCAUAUCUUGACAUUUUCUUGGAGAGCCACUCUAUAAAUAUAGAAGAUUCAUCUGGACGAAUACAUACAGAGUUUCCCAUAUGGUUUAAGAAAUAUGUAAAUGAGAAGACUAAUGGAGUAACCAACAAAGACAUAAUUGCCUUAUCUGAAUGUCCUUCAUCAUUGGCAAUAUCUUGGAACAUGUACUUUGUCAAUGGGUAUAAGUUUCAUACCGAAGAAUGGAGCAAAGGUAAAAAAACGGUCAAUUAUGGUGUGCACGUGAAAGGUCUCGCUGAAGGAGGAAAGGAUGAUUUCUAUGGCAUAAUCAAACAUAUCUAUGAACUAGAUUAUUUUGGUUUGAAGGAGAAGAUUCCACUUUUUUAUUGUGAAUGGUUUGACCCAACAAAGAAUACAGGCACAAAGGUUCAUCCACAAUAUAAAAUUGUUGAUAUUAAGAUGGAUAAGCGUUAUCGUCUUUAUGACCCUUUCAUCCUUGCGCAAAAUGCAAGACAAGUGUAUUAUGUCCCAUAUCCAGAAAUGUGUAGAGACAUGCGUGGAUGGUGUGCGGCAAUCACCACAAAACCAAGGGGUCAUGUGAUGAUUGAUAACAUAGAGGAUGAAGUGCCUUAUCAGUCUGAUGGGAUGUUACCUGUUCUACCCACUAUUGAAAUUGAAUCAAUAUCUUGUUUGCGUGACGACUCACAAGUAGAUGUGUUUGAAGAGAUUUUUGAUACGUAGUGAAGCAAAGACAGGAUAUUGAUUUAAGAUACAUUACUGUG